Paramuricea clavata is the source of this 777-nucleotide messenger RNA. NCBI's taxonomy places the organism in Eukaryota, Metazoa, Cnidaria, Anthozoa, Malacalcyonacea, Plexauridae. The record is from the annotation of a GenBank genome assembly.
GAGAAUACAAGGAGAAGCUUCGAGGAGAAGCCAAGAGAAGCUUCGAGGAGAAUACAAGGAGAAGCUUCGAGGAGAAGCCAAGAGAAGCUUCGAGGAGAAUGCAAGGAGAAGCUUCGAGGAGAAUACAAGGAGAAGCUUCGAGGAGAAUACAAGGAGAAGCUUCGAGGAGAAGCCAAGAGAAGCUUCGAGGAGAAUACAAGGAGAAGCUUCGAGGAGAAGCCAAGAGAAGCUUCGAGGAGAAUGCAAGGAGAAGCUUCGAGGAGAAUACAAGGAGAAGCUUCGAGGAGAAUACAAGGAGAAGCUUCGAGGAGAAGCCAAGAGAAGCUUCGAGGAGAAUACAAGGAGAAGCUUCGAGGAGAAGCCAAGAGAAGCUUCGAGGAGAAUGCAAGGAGAAGCUUCGAGGAGAAUACAAGGAGAAGCUUCGAGGAGAAUACAAGGAGAAGCUUCGAGGAGAAGCCAAGAGAAGCUUCGAGGAGAAUACAAGGAGAAGCUUCGAGGAGAAGCCAAGAGAAGCUUCGAGGAGAAUGCAAGGAGAAGCUUCGAGGAGAAUACAAGGAGAAGCUUCGAGGAGAAUACAAGGAGAAGCUUCGAGGAGAAGCCAAGAGAAGCUUCGAGGAGAAUACAAGGAGAAGCUUCGAGGAGAAGCCAAGAGAAGCUUCGAGGAGAAUGCAAGGAGAAGCUUCGAGGAGAAUACAAGGAGAAGCUUCGAGGAGAAUACAAGGAGAAGUUUCAAGCUGUGAUGUCACCGAGUUAAAUGCGCUUAAAAGUAUGAGUUAA